Molecule: messenger RNA, 1634 nt
Organism: Papaver somniferum (opium poppy)
Lineage: Eukaryota; Viridiplantae; Streptophyta; Magnoliopsida; Ranunculales; Papaveraceae
Product: dnaJ protein homolog
Exons: 7
Coding region: 186-1445 (419 amino acids)
Biological process (GO): response to heat; protein refolding
Cellular component (GO): cytosol; cytoplasm
Molecular function (GO): ATP binding; Hsp70 protein binding
Source: RefSeq, a predicted model, not a curated record
CUUUGUAUUUGUUUUCUACGUUCAAGGAAAGGAAAAAAAUAACUAUUAAAUAGAUUGAGAGAAACACCCUCCUUCGUGUGAAAUUCUAGGGCUUCCUUUCUGAAGAAGAAUUAGGGUUUCACUCACAAUCAUAAAAUCGAUCGAUUAUUCUGAACAUUCAGCGUGUUUGAAAUUCUUGAUUAAAGAUGUUUGGAAGAGCGCCCAAGAAAAGUGAUAACACAAAGUACUAUGAGGUACUUGGAGUACCAAAGACUGCUUCUCCUGAAGAUUUGAAGAAGGCUUACAGAAAGGCUGCCAUUAAGAAUCAUCCUGAUAAGGGUGGAGAUCCAGAAAAGUUCAAGGAGUUGGCCCAGGCUUAUGAGGUUUUGAGUGAUCCAGAGAAACGUGAAAUUUAUGAUCAGUAUGGUGAGGAUGCGCUCAAGGAAGGAAUGGGAGGAGGUGGUGGUGGCCACGACCCCUUUGACAUCUUCUCAUCUUUCUUUGGAGGAGGAAGCCCAUUUGGAGGUGGUGGCAGCAGCAGAGGAAGGAGGCAGAGGAGGGGAGAAGAUGUUAUGCAUUCUCUUAAGGUGUCUCUGGAGGAUCUUUACAGUGGAACAUCAAAGAAACUGUCCCUCUCUCGCAAUGUCAUCUGCUCCAAGUGCACUGGAAAGGGUUCGAAAUCUGGUGCUUCAAUGAAAUGUUCUGGUUGCCAAGGUUCUGGCAUGAAAGUUUCUAUCAGGCACCUAGGUCCCUCUAUGAUCCAGCAGAUGCAACAUCCUUGUAAUGAGUGUAAGGGUACUGGAGAGACCAUCAGCGAUAAGGAUCGCUGCCCUCAAUGCAAAGGUGAGAAGGUUGCCCAGGAGAAGAAGGUGUUGGAAGUGCAUGUUGAGAAGGGAAUGCAGAAUGGACAGAAGAUUACCUUCCCUGGAGAGGCCGAUGAAGCGCCAGAAACUGUCACUGGGGAUAUAGUUUUUGUCUUGGCUCAGAAAGAUCAUCCCAAGUUUAAGCGAAAGGGUGAUGAUUUGUUUGUGGAGCACACAUUGUCCCUGACUGAAGCCCUCUGUGGAUUUCAGUUUGCACUGACCCAUCUUGAUGGUAGGCAGCUCCUCAUCAAGACCAACCCUGGGGAAGUAGUUAAGCCUGAUUCAUUCAAGGCAGUAAAUGAUGAAGGGAUGCCCAUGUAUCAGAGACCAUUCAUGAGGGGUAAAUUAUAUAUCCACUUUACUGUUGAUUUUCCAGACUCUUUGACAGCUGAGCAGUGCAAAGCCUUGGAAGGAGUGCUCCCUCCGAGAACAUCAUCGCAAUUGACAGACAUGGAAGUUGAUGAGUGCGAGGAGACCACUCUUCAUGAUGUGAACAUUGAGGAAGAAAUGAGGAGGAAACAAGCUCAAGCUCAGGAGGCAUAUGAUGAAGAUGAUGACAUGCAUGCUGGCGGUGCUCAAAGGGUUCAGUGUGCCCAGCAGUAAGCCCAGUGAAGAAGAAAUAACAAUUGAAAACAGCAUUCUAGUAGUAUUCAAUGUAGUAUGUUGGACACUAAGAUUUGUAACUAUGCAAACUUGUCUUGAGUUUUUUUUGGCACCCUUUUGUCUUCCGACAGUUUUUCCUUUACUUUUAUAAUAUGAAAUCGAGUUGUGGAUGGGUUCUCUCUUAAAUAA